AUAUAUACACACACAUUCUCAAACUUUUUCCUCUUAUCUCAAGUUUCACUUUUCUUUACUGUUUAUUUCCCCAGAAUCGAAGAUCUUCUCUCCAAGGCUAAUUCAAGUCGAACCCCAUUUCUUCUCAAGAAUUUCUUUUUAUCCAAAAUGUUAUUCAAUUCUUCAUGAUUUUGAUCUCUCUGGUGUUCGUAAUUCGUUUCAGGAUUUCUUCCCGUGUAUUGAAAGAUGCUGGGAGAUUUCAUUACCAGACUUCUUAUAUUGGUUCUUGGGUAUGCAUAUCCAGCCUUUGAAUGUUAUAAAAUCAUUGAGAAGAACCGGGUGGAGAUUGAAGAACUCAGAUUCUGGUGUCAAUAUUGGAUUCUGGUGGCAAUGCUGACAGUUUGUGAGAGAAUUGCAGACGUUUUUGUUUCAUGGUUGCCCAUGUACGGCGAGUUGAAGCUGGCAUUUUUUAUCUACUUAUGGUAUCCGAAAACAAAGGGAAGUGGGUAUGUUUAUGACACCUUGCUGAAGCCGGUUGUGUCGAAGCACGAAACUGACAUCGAUCGAAAGAUUCUGGAAAUGAGGGCAAGAGCGUGGGACUUGGCUCUUUACUAUUGGCAUAAUUGCACGGAAUUAGGCUCUGCAAAGUUCUUUGAAAUGCUUCAAUUCUUGGCGGGUCAAUCUGCAAGGUUUAGCAGUAAUAUCAAUCAGAAAUCCAAUCAGCAAGCGCCAAGUGCACCGCCACUGCCAGAAAUGCAGAAUUCAGGCAAGCCCCAUAAAUGGUCAUCGUCUUCAAGCGGCGGACAACCAUCUUCACCAACAGUCAAUCGGGCCGUAUCAGAGCCCAUGAAGCCCAAUAUGGUCCAAGUCCACACUCGCAGCCCAUCCGAGCCCGUUAAUCUCGAAGACCAUCCUUACCCGGACUCCCCCAGCGCCCCCGCCUCACCAAACGACAGCCUCCUCCUAGCUCGUCUCAGGCUCCGCCGUCAAACCCCCCACCAUUGAAAUGAAUCAAUGAUUACCCAAUUGUACAAAACAUUAAAAAAAAAAAAAAAAAAAAAACACCC
Pistacia vera is the source of this 1046-nucleotide messenger RNA. RefSeq names its product putative HVA22-like protein g. The transcript has 6 exons. The record is from RefSeq and is a predicted model, not a curated record. Lineage: Eukaryota; Viridiplantae; Streptophyta; Magnoliopsida; Sapindales; Anacardiaceae. Bases 226 to 984 code for a protein of 252 amino acids.